AUGGUUGACAUUGCAGAGUUUGAUACAGCUACAAGUAAUCAUGUAUCUGAGGUGCAAGAAAAACCUGCCAUUGCUCCACCUGUCUUUGUAUUUCAGAAGGACAAAGCACAGAAGUCCCCUGCAGAGCAAAAAGCUUUGUUGGAUUCAGGCGAGGACCCCCAGGGAGAGCUUGAGCCUCCCCACCAUGGUCUGGGUCACAGAGCGUCAGCUGGUGAGCACGUCUCUGAGCACCCUGCUCCCACUGUGGCCUCAGCCAGCACUGCCCUGAGUCCUGCUGCUGGAGCCCAUCUUGCUCCUAUUCAACAAGAACUGGCAGGGAGAUCAGCAGAUGGAUCAAGUCCAGAAGAUGGAGAUGAAUCUGAUCGAGAGGAUGGGAACUACUGUCCACCUGUAAAGCGUGAGAGAACUUCAUCCCUAACUCAGUUCCCUCCUUCUCAGUCAGAGGAAAAGAGCAGUGGAUUCCGGCUGAAGCCACCAAUACUUAUCCAUGGUCAGGCACCCAGUGCAGGUCUCCCUAGCCAGAAACCGAAGGAGCAGCAGCGAAGUGUGCUACGUCCAGCAGUAUUACAGGCCCCACAGCCAAAAGCUUUCUCGCAGAUGGUUCUCAGCAGCGGCACCAAUGGUGUAAAUAUCCCGCCAGAUUCUGCAGCCACAUCAGAAUCACCAAGUAAUGCAACACUGAAAAGUUCGGACUCUGAAGACAAGGCAGGAGAAUGUCAGAAAAGAGAGUCCAACAAUACUUCAGAUGAUGACAGCUGUGAGAAGGUGGAACUAAAUGCACACCAAGCAUUUGUAUUUGGGCAAAACUUAAGAGAUAGAGUUAAGCUAGGAGAUGAAAGCGAUGAAGCUGCUGAUGUGCAAAAUGCUGGCCUUCCUACAUCAGAUGUACCAUCUGCAACAAAUUACUUUCUACAGUACAUCAGCUCUAGUGUAGAGAACUCUACAAACAGUGCAGAUGCAUCUAGCAACAAGUUUGUUUUUGGACAGAACAUGAGUGAACGAGUCCUAAGUCCACCAAAAUCAAACGAAGGCAGUUCGGAGAGUAAUAAGGAGAAUGCUGCUACAGAGUCUGGGUCUGAAUCAUCUUCUCAGGAAGCCACACCAGAGAAAGCUAAUAAUAUUUCAGAAUCGCUGGCAGAGUCUGCAGCAGCCUAUACUAAAGCAACAGCAAGGAAGUGUUUAUUGGCGAAGGUGGAAGUGAUUACUGGGGAGGAAGCUGAAAGUAAUGUGUUACAGAUUCAGUGCAAGCUGUUUGUAUUUGAUAAAAACUCUCAGUCCUGGGUGGAAAGAGGUCGAGGACUUCUGAGACUCAAUGAUAUGGCCUCAACAGAUGAUGGGACAUUACAGUCUCGGCUGGUGAUGAGGACUCAGGGGAGUCUCAGGUUAAUCUUAAAUACCAAGCUCUGGGCUCAGAUGCAGAUUGAUAAAGCCAGUGAGAAGAGUAUCCGCAUCACUGCCAUGGAUACAGAGGACCAGGGAGUUAAAGUUUUCCUUAUAUCAGCGAGCUCUAAAGAUACCGGGCAGUUGUACGCUGCGUUACACCACCGGAUCUUGGCCUUGCGGAGUAGAGUGGAACAAGAGCAAGAAGUCAAGAAUGUAGCACCUGAGCCAGAGGUAACACAAUCAAACGAGGAAGACAGCGAUGAUGAUGUCAUUGCACCUUCAGGAGCAGUUGGAAGUGGUCCUAAUGAUGAAGGUGACGGGCAGAACGUUGGCAGCACAUAGCAGAUGUGAGCCGAUCUGCUUGCAAGGCUGCUGUGAACACCAUCCUGCAGGCAUCUCUGGAUACCCCAGGCCAGCUGUUAUUUCAGGCAGUGUUGAAGGCUCCAGGACUUAAAAACUGUGCAUCCCUGUUCUGUUUGUUUGGUUUUUUGGUCUGGAUCAGUAGAUUCCACACAAAAAAAGCAGACUUGGAAACUACCUGAAUGUGGUUUGGGAUGUGAAAGCUCAUCAUAUUGAUGAGCCAAAAAAAGAAAAAACAAACAAAAACCAAACAUUUCCCCUCUUCCUUGUAAUUGAAAUGGCACAUUACAGCUUGUUACAGCUUCUCAUUGGGACCUUUUGACUGUUUCUUCAGUAGUUCAUGUCUUGCAGGCCUCCGAGAGAACUUUCCAACACGGUUCCAACUCGAAUUCUGCUUUCGUAACCCCUGCUCCCCUUAUGAAUUUCUGCCACCUGCAGGGAAACAUGUCCUCACCAGCUCCUGCGCUCACUGCCUGCCCUGCUGGGUUCAUUCUCUUUGGACUGCAGAUGGGGCA
This is a messenger RNA of Mesitornis unicolor (brown roatelo), 2258 nucleotides long. RefSeq names its product RAN binding protein 3 (gene RANBP3). Bases 1 to 1725 code for a protein of 574 amino acids. Gene Ontology annotation, biological process: protein export from nucleus. NCBI's taxonomy places the organism in Eukaryota, Metazoa, Chordata, Aves, Mesitornithiformes, Mesitornithidae. Gene Ontology annotation, cellular component: cytoplasm; nuclear pore. The record is from RefSeq and is a predicted model, not a curated record. Gene Ontology annotation, molecular function: GTPase activator activity. The transcript is spliced from 18 exons.